This is a messenger RNA of Symbiodinium pilosum, 1358 nucleotides long. NCBI's taxonomy places the organism in Eukaryota, Dinophyceae, Suessiales, Symbiodiniaceae. The record is from the annotation of a GenBank genome assembly.
GCGCUGCAACACUUGUUGAUUCGAGCAGUGAUGGGCCAGGCGACUAUUGGCUUCCCUGGCAUGUAGACUCCAAUUUUGUGACCCUCCUUCACAAGGAGAUGUAUGCCAGUGAAGCAACUGGUGAAUUCCAAUCCGAGCCGGCAGGGGCUGGUCUAAUGAUGAUGAACGAGGUUGGGGAGACGGCAAUGGCCGAGUUCUCAGACCCCGACGCGAUGAUUCUCCAAAUGGGUGCUUUCGCGCAAAUUUACACAGGCGGUGCAUUGAAAUCUUGUCGACAUGCUGUCUUAAACAGCUUGGAACCUGGGGUUGCCCGGUUCAACUAUUGCAAUUUUUGGUAUGUGCCAUGGAACACCUUGUGCGAGCCUCCUCCUGGCAUGGAGAGUACAGCGGUCAAUAAGGGCUGGAAUGCCAUGAUGGAUGAGAGUUACCUCAACAUUACCAUGAGGCAGAGUUUCUCAGCCUUCCGUCAGUUCAUGGUGUCACCAGAGGCACGAAUUCAGUUUGUGAACUCCGAACGUUUCACAGAGCUUUCGGAGAUUUUACCUUUGGAGAAGCCACAAUCGCGAGGUGUUCUGGACAGCAAGCCAGACAUCCAGAUUGACAUUUUGACUGAUGUGCGAUGCCCGUUCUCGUUCAUCAGUCAGACCAACCUCGAGGCGGCGGCACGCAACUUGUCAUUGCAAGACCACGUCAAUCUUCGCUUUCAUCCGAUUUUUCUCAAUCCCGAAGUCUCCAAGGAGGGCGAGAGCUUGGAUGACUACCUUUGGCGAGAGUUCGGCUACACCAAGGAGUAUGCGCAUUCUGAAGAGUAUCCACUGCGUAAGGCUGGAUUGAAGGCAGGCAUCGACUUGAAUCCCAAUCGACGAGUCGUUAACACGUUCGACGCCCAUUGCCUCAUCGAAGCCGCGCAGGCGGAGGGCAAGCAAGAAGAGCUUGAGCGGACCCUGUCACGAUGGUAUUUUGAAGAGGCCAAGGACAUUUCUGAUGCCAAUGUGCUAGCAGCUGCUGCUGCCGCCUGUGGCGUUGAUGUCUCGCGCGCUGCAUCGCCGGAGAUCAAACUGGCCGUGCAGCAGCGCUACGAGGAGCUGUCAACCAGGCUCGGAGAAGUCCCACACUUCCUGCUGAGGGAGCAGAUCUCGGGGAACGGUGUGGAGAUGAGUGGCCUGAAGAGCGUGGAGGACUGGGAGAAGGUCCUCCAGCAAGUGAUGGAGCGAGGCAACUUUGUUGGCAUGACGAUCAACGGACCUCAUGGACAGAAGGUGCGACUGGAUGAGGCGAAUCCAUACGCUGCCAUUAGUCACGCAAUGGAUGCCCAGCCGCUUGGCGGACUCGAUUUAAUCGCUGGGGUUGCAGUUUGA